AAUUUUUAUUUAAUUAAUUAAAAAAUUAUGCAGGGUGAAGAGCUUAAUAUAUAUGGUGAGCUUUAUAUCCAUAGAAAUCCUAAGCUCAAAAUCAAGGUGGUGGAUGGGAGCAGCUUAGCAAUAGCCGUUGUUUUGAACAGCAUUCCAAAAGGAACCACUCAAGUACUCUUCCGAGGCAAGCUCUCCAAGGUUGCUUAUUUCACAGCCCUUGCUUUGUGCCAAAAGGGCAUCCAGGUGGCUACUUUCCAUGAGGAAGAGUACGCAAAGAUCAAUAUGAAGCUGAACACCAAAUUGGGAGGCAAAUUGGCUCUUUCAAAAAAUUAUGCCCAUAAGGCCGUUGAAGAGACUUACAUCCCCUCAAAGCCUGAGGCAAAUUCAUUGGAGCGCUCAAGGUGA
Messenger RNA from Vitis vinifera (wine grape), 396 nucleotides. Its product is annotated as very-long-chain aldehyde decarbonylase CER1-like. The record is from RefSeq and is a predicted model, not a curated record. Lineage: Eukaryota; Viridiplantae; Streptophyta; Magnoliopsida; Vitales; Vitaceae. Bases 28 to 396 code for a protein of 122 amino acids. The transcript has 3 exons.